Molecule: messenger RNA, 2892 nt
Organism: Pelodiscus sinensis (Chinese soft-shelled turtle)
Lineage: Eukaryota; Metazoa; Chordata; Testudines; Trionychidae
Gene: MOS
Product: MOS proto-oncogene, serine/threonine kinase
Biological process (GO): protein phosphorylation
Molecular function (GO): ATP binding; protein serine/threonine kinase activity
Source: RefSeq, a predicted model, not a curated record
AAAAAUACUAUUUUGUUUUUACAGCAUCAGUAUGUAAUCAAAGAUAAAUAUAGUGAUCACUGUACUCUUUGUAUUCUGUGUUUUAAUUCAAAUCAACCUAUUUAAAAAUGUAGAAAAGAUUCAAAAUAUUUAAAUAAACAGUAUUCUAUUACUGUUUAACAGCAUAAUGAAUCACGUUUAAUAUUUUUAAUCAUUUGACAGCACCAGUUCUUAAUUUAAAUAUUCCUUUAUAUAAUCCUCCAAACCUCUCAUGCAGCAUUCAAAAGGGCUGGAGCGCACAAAAUCUACUAGACUGUCGUCCCCCCUCUCCUCCCGCAAGGCUCUGGUGUGCAAGGGAAAUGUGGAGAACCCUUUCCCAUUGGGGACCGCCUCAAUGAGAGGUGGUUUUUUUCCGCUUCUCACUUGUGUGAAGCCCCCUGACUGACUUUUUUGUGGGUCAGCAGCCCCUGACCCAAACAAGGUUGCCCAUCCUUGUUUUAACCACUGGGCCACUUGUCUUUCAGGAUAUAUUGCUCUUGGUGCAAACACUGUUUUCACUGGCCUAUAGAACUGCAGUGGUAGAACAUGAUGGUCUCCCAAGGAACGUAAUCACAACAAGCACGUACGCACAUCUACAGAUAAAGCACACUCCAGGACUUGAUGCAGCAAAGACAAAACUAAGUCUGUAAGAGAGACUUCUCCAUUCUCUUUCUCCUGGCCACAUGCUGCUUCACACUUCAUCUUCUCCCUACUUUUCCACUGCCUCUUCCUCCCCUCUUGCUUUUCCCCCCAAGCUCCUAUCUACUUCAUCAUGCACACUUCUGCCUCAUCAUACCCACAACUUUCACCCUCUGCUGUCUUGUCUAUAUUAUCUAUAAGCUCUUUAGGGUAGGAAAAAGUCUCUUACCCCCUUUAGAUUUAUGUUAAAAAAUGACAUUUUCUAUAAUCUGCUCUGCCCUUAGAGCAAGACUGAGUGGUAUGGCCCUGGAAGCUGACAGUGUUGGGAUCCCUAUUCUAGGGUGCCCCGACACUUUUUAAAUGCACUAUUAUCGACAUCUAUAAUUCCCCAACAAAAUCUAGAUUCCUAUUCCUUUCUCACAUUGCACCCUUUCACCAUCAUCAUAAUUGUCCCUCACCAAAAGCAGGAAAAAAUGACAGGCUUUGCAGCAUGCCCCAAAGACAUAGCAUUAGGAUAUUUUGAAUGAAAAUAUUUCCACUGAGGUCAGUGGGCACCAGCCUCUUAUCUUGUAUCAUGAGCUCAAAAGUGGCUUUACUAACCAAGUAGGACAUGAGAAGGGAAAGGUAAUUUCACAAAUAAGGAAGCCAUCUUUGCCACCAAUCAUUCUCUUAACAGACUUCUCAGUAUUGGCUUUCUCAGUUUCAACUGCUUCCUCCAGUAAUAACUGAGAGGUGUUUAAUGCACCUGGUGACUAUCAUUCUUGCCAACAGUGAAACAUUUUACUUGGUCACUGUAGUCCAUUCACUCAUGGGAUAUUUUCUAAUGACAGUCAGUUGGGGGUACUUGAAGUAACAUUUUCUCCUGGGAAGAAAAAUGAAUACAAAAGGCCAGUAUCUCAUAAUGUGAGUUGACAUAUUUUAGCCUAAAUCCCAUUUGUAUCAAAGAGCUUUCUUUAAAAGCCUUGAUUCGAGUGGAAUUUGCUUUUGGAGUUGGAGAAAAGUGUUUGCAGCUGAAACUGAUUGGGGUUCAGGUACUUGGUGACAGAUGCAGCUUAUUUGGGAGGAGAGAGGAGGGGGAAUAAAAGAGGCUCUGGAAACAACUACUUUGUUCCUCUUUUUCAGGAGGCUCUUAGCCAUUCUUUCUUUGUUUUUAAAUACAGCUCUUGUUCUUAUUCCUAUCUCCCUAUGCCAUCCCCUAGCCCUCUUAAUAGUUUUCUUUCCCUGGAGUUUUCCCCUUCUCUGGACCUGAGGCCCUGCAGUAGUCCCCUGGUACUCCCUGGUAGAGGCGGAAAACUCUUCUUGGGGGGAACUCCGCCGCCGAGGGCUCGUCGGCUGCCUCCCCGCCUGGCAUGGUGCUCUAUAGACUGGGAUCAAUUGUGCCUACUACACCCCUUGGGCUCUGGGGGCUUUGGGGCCGUCUACAAGGCUACUUACCGUGGGGAGACGGUGGCUGUGAAGCAGGUGAAGAAGUGCAGCAAAAACCGGCUGGCAUCACGGCAAAGUUUCUGGGCUGAACUGAAUGUGGCCCGCCUCCUCCAUGACAAUGUGGUACGUGUUGUAGCUGCCAGCACCUGUGCUCCUGCCAGCCAAGACAGCCUGGGCACCAUAAUCAUGGAAUAUACUGGCCGCACUACCCUCCACCAUGUCAUCUAUGGUAUGGGCUGCCUGCGGGGAAAGGGAGAGGAUGAAUGGGAUGGGUGUGGCAGAGAACCCCUAAGCAUAACUGACUCCCUGGCUUAUUGCUCUGACAUUGUGACUGGUUUAGCCUUCCUCCACUCACAAUGCAUUGUGCACCUGGACCUGAAGCCUGCUAAUGUGUUCAUCACUGAGCAGGGUGUGUGCAAGAUCGGAGACUUUGGGUGCUCCCAAAAGUUGGAGAAUAGUGUGUCCCCAGGUCCCCAGCUUUGCCAGCAGGGGGGCACAUAUACCCACCGUGCCCCUGAGCUUCUCAAAGGGGAGAGGGUCACACCCAAAGCAGACAUUUAUUCUUUUGCUAUCACCUUCUGGCAAAUGGUUACCCGUGAGCAGCCUUACUCGGGUGAGCGCCAAUAUGUGCUCUAUGCGGUGGUAGCCUAUAACUUGCGUCCUUCUCUGGCUGCUGCAAUCUUCUCUGAGACAGUCUCAGGCCAAAGACUUGAGACCAUUAUCAGUAGUUGCUGGAGAUCUGAUGCAGAGGAACGUCCCAGUGCAGAAAUGCUGCUUCAAAGCCUCCAUUCACUGCAAGAUAGACAAUAG